GAGCCAGGCUUAGUAUUCCACACAUACAUAUAUCGCGAAUCUCUGCAUCUUCUUUCACUACUCUUCGGUUCAACUGCACAUUAAUAAUAAGAAACCGUUUGUUUCUUCUGCUUUUCUGCUUCCUCUUCACGCUACUCGACCCGCUCUUCUCGGAAUCCGGAUCCGCUCCGUUUCUACCCGAACUAUACUUCGCUUCUCCAGAUCUACUUUAGCUUAAGUUAGAUCGAGCAACUGAUUCCAAGGAUUUGGUUUAAAUUUGGUGCCUUUCUCCUUGAUGGUGAAAAUGAGGAUGCCCACAGUUCACUGGGCUUCCCUUUUGGUGGUGCUUUUUGCACACACUUGCAGUGCAUUUUAUUUGCCUGGUAGCUAUAUGCACACAUAUUCAACUGGUGAAAAGAUCGUUGCCAAAGUCAAUUCAUUAACUUCUAUAGAAACUGAGCUUCCAUUUAGCUACUACAGUCUCCCUUAUUGCAAGCCGCCCGGUAGAAUUAGAAAAAGUGCUGAAAAUCUUGGGGAACUUCUUAUGGGAGAUCAGAUUGAUAAUUCUCCAUACCAGUUUAGAAUGAAUAUCAACGAGUCUGUUUUUCUUUGCACUACACCUCCAUUGAGUGAACAUGAGGUAAAGCUUUUGAAGCAGAGAACUCGUGAUUUGUAUCAAGUGAAUAUGAUUUUAGAUAAUUUGCCUGCUAUGAGGUAUGCCAAGCAAAAUGGAGUUAAUAUUCAGUGGACUGGGUUCCCAGUUGGGUAUACACCGCAGAAUAGUAAUGAUGAUUAUAUCAUCAAUCAUUUAAAGUUUACUGUCUUGGUUCAUGAGUAUGAAGGGAGUGGGGUGGAGAUAAUUGGUACUGGGGAAGAAGGUAUGGGUGUGAUUUCUGAAGCUGAUAAGAAGAAGGCUUCUGGUUUUGAGAUUGUUGGUUUUGAGGUUGUACCAUGCAGUGUUAAGUACGACCCAGAAGUGAUGUCAAAGCAUCAUAUGUAUGACAGUAUCUCAUCUGUUAACUGCCCCAUGGACCUUGACAAGUCUCAGAUCAUAAGGGAGCAAGAGAGAGUUUCUUUCACAUACGAGGUUGAAUUUGUGAAAAGUGAUACUAGAUGGCCUUCUCGUUGGGAUGCUUAUUUGAAGAUGGAAGGUGCUCGAGUCCACUGGUUCUCUAUUCUAAAUUCUCUUAUGGUGAUAUUUUUCCUAGCUGGAAUUGUUUUUGUCAUCUUCUUGAGGACUGUGAGAAGGGAUUUAACAAGAUAUGAGGAACUAGACAAAGAAGCUCAAGCACAGAUGAAUGAGGAGCUUUCAGGCUGGAAGCUUGUUGUGGGUGAUGUGUUCAGAGAACCAGAGUGCUCAAAGCUUCUCUGCGUCAUGGUCGGAGAUGGAGUUCAAAUUACAGGGAUGGCAGUUGUCACUAUUGUUUUUGCAGCCCUUGGUUUUAUGUCUCCAGCAUCACGAGGAAUGUUACUGACCGGAAUGAUAAUUCUUUACCUUUUCUUGGGUAUUGCUGCAGGCUAUGUUUCAGUACGUUUGUGGAGAACCAUGAAGGGAUCUUCUGAAGGGUGGAGGUCAAUUUCAUGGUCAGCUGCAUGCUUCUUCCCUGGAAUUGCCUUUGUUAUCCUCACGGUGCUGAAUUUCAUUCUGUGGGGAAGCAAGAGUACCGGUGCUAUUCCCAUUUCCUUGUAUUUUGUACUUCUGGCCCUCUGGUUCUGCAUCUCAGUUCCUCUCACCCUCUUGGGAGGAUUCUUUGGGACACGAGUUGAGGAAAUUCAGUAUCCAGUUAGAACCAACCAGAUUCCAAGAGAAAUUCCUGCUCGCAAAUAUCCAUCAUGGCUUCUUGUUCUUGGUGCUGGAACUCUUCCAUUUGGAACCCUUUUCAUCGAGCUGUUCUUCAUCCUUUCUAGCAUCUGGCUUGGACGGUUUUAUUAUGUCUUUGGUUUCUUGCUUAUAGUUUUAUUGCUAUUGGUAGUUGUUUGUGCUGAAGUGUCAGUGGUACUAACUUACAUGCAUCUCUGCGUUGAGGACUGGCGGUGGUGGUGGAAGGCUUUCUUUGCCUCUGGUUCAGUUGCCCUCUACGUGUUUCUAUACUCCAUCAAUUAUUUGGUUUUUGACCUACAGAGUUUGAGUGGACCUGUAUCAGCUAUACUCUAUCUUGGCUACUCACUGCUUAUGGCAAUUGCAAUCAUGUUGUCUACUGGCACUAUUGGCUUCCUCAUGUCCUUCUACUUUGUGCAUUACCUUUUCUCAUCAGUAAAGAUUGACUAGAAGCAGUUGGUAUGUUUUAACCAGUCGGAGAAAACUGCAAAUGCAAGUGCAUUAGCUUCUUGCCAUAAUUCACAUUUUUUUCUUGCUUUUUUACUUAAUUGUUAAAUUUCAUAUGAUAGCUGAUCUUGUUGUGCCCUACUGAAGACUCCAGAUUAUAUUAUGCUAAAUGCAUCAAGGCCUGUCAUGUCAGUUUUUCUA
This is a messenger RNA of Ricinus communis (castor bean), 2446 nucleotides long. Its product is annotated as transmembrane 9 superfamily member 12. NCBI's taxonomy places the organism in Eukaryota, Viridiplantae, Streptophyta, Magnoliopsida, Malpighiales, Euphorbiaceae. Gene Ontology annotation, biological process: protein localization to membrane. The record is from RefSeq and is a predicted model, not a curated record. The coding region runs from base 275 to 2248 and encodes 657 amino acids. The transcript has 2 exons. Gene Ontology annotation, cellular component: membrane.